Molecule: messenger RNA, 1059 nt
Organism: Mizuhopecten yessoensis (Yesso scallop)
Lineage: Eukaryota; Metazoa; Mollusca; Bivalvia; Pectinida; Pectinidae
Exons: 8
Coding region: 71-913 (280 amino acids)
Biological process (GO): cellular response to molecule of fungal origin
Molecular function (GO): (1->3)-beta-D-glucan binding
Source: RefSeq, a predicted model, not a curated record
AAACACUUGUUAGACGAAAACAAACUAUAUUCCGAAAGAGACGUGGAAACAGCACACAGACGGCAAAAUAAUGAUCUUUCUCGCGAGUCUGAUCCUCUUCUGUUUUAAAGGAACAACCGGAAGUACCCAAACUGAUCCUGUGCAUAUCACGAUGUCAACGCGGGACCUUAUGGUAAUGGAAAGUACGGACUUCACUAUUAACUGUACCACGGAUGGCCUGGCAACAAAGCUGAUGAUUGAGCCCAUGGAGUUCAUAUUUACUCCACAGGAGACAGCAGACGCAACACCUGGGAAUCGGGUCUCGCUUUCACAAAACAACGACCUCAAGACCGGUAUCGACAGCGAUAAGUACGAAGUAUCCUUUUCCGCCCAAAGCGACUUCAGUUUCUUUCUUGUUGUCAAAGCUGCCUUAUUAAAAGACACUGGUGUAUACACAUGUGCACGUGGGGGACUGAAUGUUUCCACGUUUGUUGAAGUUCGUUCAAAACAAGAUAUCAUAUGUACAUGCGCCGACGGCUACAUCCGGUAUGGUAACGCAUGUUUCCGCUUUUAUCACCAGGACAUGUCUUGGCCAGAAGCGUCGUACAUGUGUGAAGCAUUUGGUUCGGAGCUGGUACAUAUCGAGUCGAACGCAGAGUACGAGUUCAUCAGAGGCUAUGCUAAGGAGACACAAGGUGGCUAUAGUGGUAAUGGGUUCUGGUUGGGAGCCACGUCGGCGAUGCUCCCAGGUCACUGGCAUUGGAAGGACGAUCUCUCAGAGGUUGACUUUGAUGAAAUGUCUCGACUACAAUCAAACGAAGCGAAUGAUGAUUGCCUCAGCCUGUCACUGCAGAAUAGCUUUGCUCUAAAGGGAUCAACAUGCAAUAGCGUCAUGAACUUUAUAUGCAAAACAAAGGUGUCCAAAUGUAUCUGAGCGGAAGUCAAGGGACAUACAACCUACGGCAGUUAGCGAUGUUAAAGGAAUCUGGACAAAUUGAACGUAUAACUGUAUGUUGUUGGACAGGAAAAUGACGAAAUUGAUUUUAAAUUGUCUUUUUAAUAAAAAAAUAUUUGUGAAAA